UGUGUAAACAAAUUCCACAUUCCCGGUAAAAGCUGGCGAAAAACUGAAUGGCAAAGGAACCGGUGUGAAAAUCUGCGUCUUCCGGCAGUGAUGCAAUAAUAACAUCUUUCAACCACCUUAAAACAACCUCAUCGACGGGUUGCAAACACGCAACGACAAGGCGUAGUUAUCGUCCCAAAACAUCACAACGUGCCUCGCAAUGGAGCUGGAAGACAACACAAUCGCUACGGCAACGUUGGGCGGUGCGAAAAGCAUUUACUGGUCCUCACUGAUAGCGGGUGGAGUGGCUGGGCUGGUAGUGGAUGUGGCACUGUUUCCCAUCGAUACGGUGAAAACGCGCCUGCAGAGUGAGCGUGGUUUUAUCGCCUCGGGUGGAUUUCGCGGCGUGUACAAAGGGCUCGCGGCCACAGCAGCCGGCAGUGCGCCAACGUCGGCCCUAUUCUUCUGCACCUACGAAACCAUGAAAUCACACCUUCGCCAGUACGCCAGCCAUGAUCAGCUACCGUACGUGCACAUGGUGUCGGCAGCGGCCGCGGAAGUGGUGGCCUGUCUGAUACGGGUCCCGAUCGAAAUCGCCAAACAACGGCGACAGGCGCUACUGCACAAGGGCAACGCAUCGUCGCUGUCCAUACUGUACGAGGCACUCAGGAAGGAAGGCAUCCGGAAGGGUUUGUACCGCGGGUUCGGUACGACCGUGAUGCGCGAUGUGCCCUUUUCGCUGAUACAGUUUCCACUGUGGGAGUACUUCAAGCUGCACUGGACGGAUGUGACCGGCACGGCGCUUACGCCCCUGUCCGUCGCGAUAUGUGGCGCAAUUUCCGGUGGCAUUGCGGCCGGACUGACGACGCCACUGGAUGUGGCGAAAACUCGCAUCAUGCUGGCCGAACAGCUCGAAAGCAACCGGAUGGGAGGGAUGGGCCGUAUACUGCGCAACAUUUACCGGGAGCGUGGUAUACGCGGCGUGUUUGCCGGGUUCGUUCCACGGGUCACGUGGAUCACGCUCGGUGGUGCCAUAUUUUUCGGUAUGUAUGACCUUACGCUACGCUAUUUGAAUGAAAAUGAGGAUCGGUGAAAUCGCUCGCCGCCUGCCGGGUAGGCGAUAAGUUGCGAGCGUUGUUAAAGAAAGGACAGCAGAGUGAUUAGUUAGUUCAAUGAUGCUAAUGCUAGAUGUAACCAAAACCUCGUAGAAGAACAAAAUAAUGUGUAUUGAAGUUCAGUUUUUUUAAGUACACAAAACUGUUAUCCCUCAUCCCAA
This is a messenger RNA of Anopheles coluzzii, 1255 nucleotides long. RefSeq names its product S-adenosylmethionine mitochondrial carrier protein homolog. The transcript is spliced from 2 exons. The coding region runs from base 200 to 1072 and encodes 290 amino acids. The record is from RefSeq and is a predicted model, not a curated record. Gene Ontology annotation, molecular function: S-adenosyl-L-methionine transmembrane transporter activity. Gene Ontology annotation, biological process: transmembrane transport. Gene Ontology annotation, cellular component: mitochondrial inner membrane. Lineage: Eukaryota; Metazoa; Arthropoda; Insecta; Diptera; Culicidae.